UAUGACCGGUAUGAAUCCUUUCGUAUUUCCCGCGUAAUAGGAACGAAUUAAGUGAUAAUAAGCCGAAUGGUGGCGCCACAUGUAACAAACGUGCAUAAAUUGAUUACUUUCAUAAGUGAUUACUUUCUUUUUCUAAAUUUUAAUCUUUUUCUUCACCGCUUUCGAAGAUGUCUGAAGAGGCCUUAUCAUUUGAACCGAACGUAGAUAUAUCAGAAGCGUUAGAUAAGUUACGAGAGUUGGAAUUGGAAGAUGUUGGAGCAAGUGAGGAUGAGUCUGAGCCUGGGAUGGGGAAUGAGGACGGACCAGCACUUGAUGAGGAGCCGGUCAUCCGUCUCAAAGCUGGCAUUGAUCGUGAGAAGUUAAUGAAUGCUGACAAAGAUGGAGUCGAUUUUGAAAUUAUUCCUGAAGGUGUCAGUAAAGAAACCAAUACUUCAUUGGGUGCAGAUCGUGAAUACUUUGAAUCUGAGGAUUAUAAGUUUGCGAGUGCUGUUGCCGUUGGAGAAGAUGAGGAUGAUGUGGAGGAGGAGGAAUACGAAGGGCUCAGCCCAUUUGAGAAACAUAUUAAGAAACGUGAUAUGGAAGAUAUCACUUCCGAGAAAAAUGGUAAAGUGUGGAAGAAAGAGUUACAGAAAGGCUCCGGGGCUGUCGUCUCAGAUUCGUCACUGGUUAGGGUGCACUAUUCUGCCUGGUGUGAAUUUGCAGACGAGCCAUUUGACUGUACACGAAUGCAGGGACGGCCCCGCUCAUUGAAACUUGGCACAGGUGAUUGUAUCGUUGGUCUUGAUCUGGCUAUUUCUACUAUGAGAUUGAAUGAAGUUGCUGAGUUUGUCAUCUACCCUGAAUAUGCCUAUGGUAAAUUUGGAUGUCCACCCAGGGUGCCACCAAGUGCAAUAAUCCGUUUCCAAGUGACUUUGAUUCAGUGUAUUGACCAUGCUGGAGUGGAUGAGUACUUCAAGAUGGGCCCGAAACUGCAACAAGAAGUGCCCUUUGAACAAGUGAUGAGGAUUAUGCGAUUAGAGAGGGAGGUCGGGAAUGACAUGUAUAGAAGAAAGCAUCACAUCGGAGCAUUACGGAGAUACAGGAGGGCUGCGCGCGCCCUAGAAGACAGACACCUCGCCGAUGAGGCAGAAGAGGAAGAACAAAAAAAAGCGCUCCUGAAGUUUUUCCUCAAUAUUGCGCAGUGUUAUAUCACUAUGUGUAAAUGGCCGAAGGUCAUCACUUUUAGCAGCUAUGCUUUAAGGAUAGAUGGCAAAAAGCCAAAGGCAUAUUUCAAGAUGGGCAAGGCCCUACGAAAGCUGCAUGAAUACAAGAGAGCUCGAUAUUUCCUGCGGAAGGGAUUGCAAGAGUCCCCAAAUAAUUCAGAUCUGGCCAAAGAACUGAAAUUACUUGAUCAGGACAUCAAGCUGUACACUGCCAGUGAGACAGAAUUCUGCAGGAAGAUGUUCAGUUCAGCAGCUGUUGUACAGGACAAGGUUGCAGAUGCUGAGAACAUUCCAACGAAGGAUCCUCUCUUGUCAUGUGUCCCUGAAUUUCAGAACGGCAUCAAGAGAGUUCUAGCAGAAUUCAUCGCCGACAACGACUUGCAGGAAAUACCAUUUCCUUCAAGUCGUUUCAACCAGUGUGAGUUGGCUUACAUUGGAAGAAUUGCCAACAAUAUGGACCUGGUUGUGGUCUACAGGGGAGAAGGGGCAAAUCUUCUGAUUAAGAUCAGAAAGAAAUGAGAC
Messenger RNA from Lineus longissimus, 1724 nucleotides. RefSeq names its product inactive peptidyl-prolyl cis-trans isomerase FKBP6-like. NCBI's taxonomy places the organism in Eukaryota, Metazoa, Nemertea, Pilidiophora, Heteronemertea, Lineidae. Gene Ontology annotation, biological process: piRNA processing; spermatogenesis. Gene Ontology annotation, molecular function: peptidyl-prolyl cis-trans isomerase activity; Hsp90 protein binding. The transcript has 13 exons. The record is from RefSeq and is a predicted model, not a curated record. Gene Ontology annotation, cellular component: cytoplasm. The coding region runs from base 168 to 1721 and encodes 517 amino acids.